AGGUGAAGGUCUCCUAUCUGGAAGGCCAUGCAGUGGGCCUCUACUUCUCGGCAAAUUGGUACUCGCCAUGUCGAAACUUCAACCGUUUCCUAUCGAACGACUUACGAGCAACUGAAGACCAAUCGGUCCAACUUCGAGGUCGUCUUCAUCUCUGCCGAUGAGGACCUGAGUGCAUUCAACAGUUAUCACUCCUCCAUGCCGGGGCUUGCGAUCCCUGUGUCAGACUUGGAGUCGAAGAAGGCGUUGAGCCGUAAAUUCGACGUCGAGAGCAUCCCGUGCCUGAUCAUCCUUCAGCCCAACAGUAAUAAGGAAGAGGAGAUACUGCACGACAGCGUCGAGCUCGUCCACCGUUAUGGGGUCGAAGCGUUCCCGUUUGCGAGGGAGAGAUUGGAGGAACUGCAGAGGGAAGAGAAGGAGAAACGUGAGAACCAGUCAUUUACCAAUUUACUCAGCAGCCAUUAUAGAGAUUAUCUUUUGGGUCAUCACCCUUCGACCGGUCAGGUACCGGUUGCUUCUUUAGUUGGUAAAACACUGGGCCUAUUCUUCUCAGCCCAGUGGUGCCUUCCGGGCAUGAAGUUCACUCCCAAGCUCACCUCCAUCUACCACAAGAUCAAGCACGCGAUCUACCUGAGACCGGGCGUCGAGGACUUCGAGAUUGUCUACGUGUCAAGCGACUGCGACCGAGCUUCCUUCGAUUCCUACUUCACCCUCAUGCCCAGGCUCGCGCUGCCCUUCGGGGACCCCAACAUCAGGGCGCUCACCAGGCAUUUCGACGUGCAGAGCAUUCCCUGCUUGGUCGUCUUGGGCCUGGACGGAAGGAAGCAUGGCCGGAGCCUGAUCAAUUCGAACCAAGAGAAUACUUACCCUUUAACGGAGGCCCAGUUGGUGUCGCUGUACUGGCAGAUGGACGAGGAGGCGAAGGACCUCCCGAAGUCGGAGUUCCACGCUGGCCACCACCACGAGCGCACCCUGGUUUCAGACGGCACCGGUGGUGGGCCCUUCAUAUGCUGCGACUGCGACGAGCAAGGGUCGGGGUGGGCUUACCCGUGCCUGGAGUGCGGGUAUGAGGUGCACACGAAAUGUGCCCGGACCUUAGGUGGGGCUUUAACCGUCGGGCCAUGAGGGCAUGCUUUCUUUUGCUGAUAAUUCGGAUUUCUAAUGGGGCGUGUGCAUGAUAUCGCAAAGUCGUUGACUUCGUACCGUUUAUUCGAAUUGAAGGGCUGGUGAUCAAGAGGGUUCUAAGUCUUCUUCUUGAUGUGUGAAUGUACUGCGAGCAUGACGUCCACUUAGAU
Messenger RNA from Syzygium oleosum, 1292 nucleotides. Its product is annotated as probable nucleoredoxin 2. The transcript is spliced from 2 exons. The coding region runs from base 28 to 1122 and encodes 364 amino acids. NCBI's taxonomy places the organism in Eukaryota, Viridiplantae, Streptophyta, Magnoliopsida, Myrtales, Myrtaceae. The record is from RefSeq and is a predicted model, not a curated record.